UCCGUCUCUAACCAGCCGGUGGUGUCACUCAACAACCGUGGAGACUUCAGACACUUACAAUCACAACUCACUUUACUGAGUAGGGCACCCCCACCACCACUCUGCACUUCUAUACAGCAGAACCAUUCAAACAGCAGAACCACAAGGUCUGCCCUAAGAGGGGGCUGUGUAGUCCCUCUUAGGUCCAGUUCCUUUGGUAAACACUGUUUCUCUGUGAGGGCACCAACACUCUGGAACACAACACCAAUACAGAUAAGGAAUAACACCUCCUAUCAUACAUUUAACCACAAUCAUAAGAACUGGCUUUUAAACAAUCAAAAAUGUGAACACUUUUAACUGUAUCAAGGUAUGAUGAUAUGUCAUCUGUUUGCAUGUGUGUCUGUUCCUCUCUGGUGUACUGAUGUUGUCUGCUGUACUCUAUUUAAUUAUGUUUUUAUUUUCUAGUCUUGUUGUGGUCAUUUAACAUCUUGCCAAGGACAACAGUUGAAAAUUAGCCUGCUGGCUAAUACUGGCUCAUUUACAGCAAUGUGAAUUAAUGUGCACUGUCCUUUAAAUAAAUAAACAAACAAACAACAUGCUUGAGGAUCACUUUCCCUCUCUGCUCAAAGACUCGGCCUGAUAUCACCUUGUCAUUCCAUAGAGUCGGUUGAUUGUCUUUCCAUCAUCUCCUGUCCUCUCUGAACAGAUUCCUUAAGAGAAAAGCUGUGUUGCUGUUGAGAAAUUGUUCAGCUGAUUUUCUGAUGGUCAGCCAUGGAUGAAGAUGACAGCCAAGAGGAGCUGAUCAACCGCAGUACUUCCAACAGCAAAGGAAAAAGGCCUGCGUUGUGGGCAAUCUCAGAUGACUCGGACAGUGGGGAAGCGGAGUCUGAAGAGGGAGAAUCUGAGAGUGGUGAGGAAGAAGAGGAUGAUCAUCUAGGUGGAGAGGAUGAUAGUGAUGAUGAGGAAGACGAUGAUGAGGAGGAGGAAGAAGAAGAAGAUGGGAAUGAAGAGGAAGAUGAUGAGGAAGAAGAGGGAGACGCUAAGGCUGAGGAUGGAGCUUUAGUUGGAACCUCUGCUGAUCCUGCCGACAUGAGCUCGGAUGAAGACGCAGAUAAAUGUCCCAUCUGCCUUAACUCCUUCAGCAGCCAGCCUGUCGCAACACCAGAGAACUGCGAGCACUACUUCUGCCUCGACUGCAUCCUUGCAUGGGCCAAGAAUGCAAACUCGUGUCCUGUGGACCGUAUUGCCUUCAACAGCAUAUACCUAAGGAAAUGUUAUGGAGGCAAAGUAAAGAAAAUGAUCACAGUACAAAAGCCUGUGAAGGAAGGGGUUGAGGAAGUAGUAGAUUUGGACCUGGAGCAGACCAGCUGUGAGGCGUGUGGGGGCAUUGACCGCGAGGACCGCCUCUUGCUCUGCGAUGGCUGUGAUUCUGGGUAUCACAUGGAGUGUCUCACGCCUCCUCUGGACUCUGUUCCUGUGGAGGAAUGGUUCUGCCCAGAGUGUGAAGCCACCAACCGUCGCUCAAGGGUUUCAGCUGAAGAACUUAGCGACACAGAGAGCCUUCCCUCUACCGCCCGUCCUGCCACCAGUCGCUUCCAGUUUGGUACUGCAGGUCCCACCAGAGCCAUCGCCCGGACACAGCAGAGCGAGAGGGUUCGCGCUAAUGUCAACCGCCAUCGCAUCACACAGGCACGCUCCUCACAGUUGGCUCCAACCUUUCUCAUCCAGUCCACUUGGCUCGAUGACACUAUUAACGCUGUGGUGGCUGGGCUCAACACGGCUGUGUAUAUACGGGACUUCACCCCCCGCCCCCCAACUACCCACAGGCGCAAGACCAGAAAGCGCAGGAAGGUCCGAAGAAAGACGACAUCUUCUGCUAAAAGUAAAACAGGCAAAGCAGCAACUACAGGAGUGAAGAGGAGGAAACGGAGAGUGAGGAGGACUAAAUCCAGAAGAAGGAUCGUGAAAAAGCCAGCCACUCCUCGAAGCCGUAUUGCUAAUACUCUCCGAAUUGUAAAGGACAAAAAGGGUUCUUCGCUUCCUUCAGUGUAUCGGCCAGCAGAGAACACGCUAAGCAACAUGCGUGCUGACAUCGGUACUGCAUCUCUCUCUAUCCACGGGGAUCAAUAUGACCUGGAUCCAUUAUCGGAACGUGAGGAGGUGGAGCAGCAGGCCCGCGUCACAUCGCUGUUGGAGGCCAAGAGACGAGGGAUCUCUCGCUCUGCUCUGCGCUCUCACCAGCCUGUAGCUCGACCCGUCACUGCAGGCCAUUCCAGGAGAGGUAUGGACGUUCCCCAAUCAGCGGGUUUUGUUGAGGCGGCUCCUGUGCCCGACCUCCUGGGAAGCAUCCUAUCAGGACAAAGCGUCCUCUUGAUGAACAGCUGUGAUGUCGUUAUCAAUCGAGAUGGUUCCCUUAAAGCUACAAAGUCAUUAAUGCAAUCUGAGUUAAACCCAGGCCACAGCAACGACAACAGCUCAGGAGAGGCCAGCACCCAGAUCAGCCCAAUGAUGUCCCCCAACCAAGGAGACAGUUCUCCGUCCCUCCCCUACAAUGUAGACCAACCAGGAUCCUCCCACAGUUCCAUGAACAGACCUCUAUCCCAGAGCUCCUCUCACUUACCCCCCCACACGCCCCUGCAGACCGGCCACAUCCGACCAUCUUCUCAGCUACCUCUUCCGAUCAGACCCACGCACCCCCACGGUCAUCAGAGAAGCAACGGAGCCCCCAGCCCCUCCCUAAGCACCAAGAGCAAGGGGAUGGCCUCAUCACAAUCCCAAAAAGCACCCGCAAAGCCCAUGUGGGUAGAUGUGUCAGUGCUUCCUAGGAUACCAAAAAUAAAAAGGGAGAGCGGUGAUGUCACAAAUAAUGGCACCAAUCAAGAUGUCCGUGAUCGUAGCAGCAGCAGUAGUAGUAGGGGAAGCAGUAGCAAUUCCACCACCAGUCGUCAUGGUCACAGCCUUCCAGAAACGGGCAUGAACAGUCUUGCUGGGGACAGGGGACGGCAGCAAAGUGUAGACCAGCAGAAGGGCCGGGCCGAGGGUCAGAGGCAGAGGCCCGAGGGACCUGGCUCUUCCUCAGCCUUCUCCAACUCGUUCUCCUCCUCUUCCUCCUCCUCCAUGGGCUCUUCUGCCAGCCAGUCUCGUUAUUCCUCGUCGGCAUCAUCCUCGUCAUCGGUGAGUUUCCGCAUUAACACAAGUGGGAACACGUGGCAGUCGAGGCAGGUAGGCAGCUCGUCACUUCCUGUCGCUGGAAGCAGUACGCAGCCGACCCGGGCACAAAAGGAAGACGAUGCCAAAAAGAGGCAGCUGCACAGAGAUAAACAGAAGCUGCUGGCAUCGCGUACAGCGGUCAAACAGGAAGAGAGCAGCGAUACUAUCUACGAUCCUUUUGAUCCCACUCUGUCAGACUCGAGCAGCUCAGACAACGAAGCUGAGAGCGCAAGACUGCAUGGAAGCUCCCAGAAUGCAACACGCGAGGAGAAAGCUUCUAGUUUAGUAAAGAAGAAGCAAAGGCAGCAGGACCUGGUGACUGUCAAAACCGAAUCACAGGACAUUGAGGUCUCACAGGAAGAACCAAUGAGAGCUGAUGCUCAGGAAUCCACAUCCCAGGAGGUCAGAUUCUCAGAAACAUAUGUCAAGGUAGAAACAAAAUCAAGACUAAUAGAUAUGAAGUCUGAGAAAACAACAUCGUUACUAGCCACUAAAGUUAAGAUGGAACCAGAGUUGGAUGACGCAGGGGGAGCUGAAAGAAUUGGUAGCAGCGUUAAAAGUGAAAAGACAGAAGACACUUCACCACCUGUCCAACACAGACUGGAUCUUUUCAAGAUUAAGAGAGAAGAGGAGAGUGCACAGAGUGCUGUCACUCCUAACACUGCUCCUCGAGAUCCAUCAGCAUCUAGCUCUACUCCCAUUAAGAAGGAACAAAAGCCAGAAACUAAAUCUGACUCUAAAUCCUCUCACAAGUCAAGAGAUUUGGGCCAAAAGAAGAAGACCUUCCAAGCUUCGAAGGAGAGGCGCUCUAAAAGUCCAGAGACAGACCGAGGGAAGACCUUCCAAGCUUCGAAGGAGAGGCGCUCUAAAAGUCCAGAGACAGACCGAGGGAAGAGGGGAGACCGUCAGGCAUCAGGCCCAGGAGGCAGACAAAAGGAAAAGAGUUCCAGGCGGUCCAGGUCCAGAGAGAGGACUGGUGCACACUCAGUCUCUGAAAGCUCUCAGUCCCCUGUGAGGAAACGCCCAAAGAGACAGCGAUCCUGCUCCCAAUCCAAAGAGACGAGGAGAUCUAGGUCUGGUUCUGGAUCUAGCAGCAGAGAGCGUUCCAGAAAGAAGAAGCCUUUACAAAGGAGCAAGGAGAGAAGUGAUGGCAGAGAUCGAGACAGUGAUAGAGGCCGAGAGUCGAAGGACAAGAGACGCGGUCGGGGUCGCUCAAAUUCCCGGUCGAAAUCACGGUCCAGAUCCGUAUCCAGGGAACGGAAGAAGGGUCACACACGACUGCCACAGCCACCGCUCUCCUCCAAAGACAAGGAGGACUCUCGAUCAAAAGACAAGAUGAGACGCAGGUCCAGAUCCAGCUCAAGAGAGAAAAGGAAAGAAGAAGGGUCUUCAUCCAAGAGCGCUCAGAAGACUUCAGGGUCCCGCGUUUCGUCCUCUAAAGACACGAAACAGUCACAAGACAAGAAAAAAGCAAAGGAUACACCUGUAAGCUCCAUCAAAGAGGAACACGUUGCCCCAGUGAUCAGACACAAGACUCCCUCCCGUACUCCUGCCUCUGAAAUGACAAAGAAAGACCAUAAGGUAGAGAGCCAGGACACAACAGCAGGAAAAGCUACAGAGAUCAAGGUUGAAAAAGAAAUAAAGAAAGAAAAGCGACCAUCUCUUGAUAUGUUUGAAGAUUUGUUUUCUAUUAGUGAACCGAUUAAGAAAGAAGAAUCUGACAUCCAUGCUUUCAUGGAGGCCAAGAGCAUGGAUGAGAAGGGGAAAGAAGAAGACACCAUCAAGACGGAGAAGUGUAAAAUCCCCAUGAUUAAAUCUGAGCUAAAUUCCCCUAAAUUAUGCCAUUCACCCCCCCUCCCCUUAUCCUCCUCACUGACCACACCUGUCCCAGCAGACAGUCUCCAGGAUACAGUGUCUGACCCAGAGUUAACGGCCUCCAGAGAACAACCAGACUCUGUGAAGCAGGAAGUCCAGGAGCCCUCGGACUCUGAUGAUGACUUUAAUGUCGAUGUGAUGCUGGACAGCCUGGACUAUGUGAAGACCGAGCGCUCAGAGGAGAGCGGUGCAUCUGUCAAACAGGAGAAGGAGGGAGAGGAGGGAGAGGGGGAGGAGGGGAAGAGCGAACAGAUAUCGACCGUAGCCAAAUUCAAGACUCAGGGGAAGAGGGUCACCUGGAAUAUACAGGAGCCUGAGGGGCCUCAACCAGAAAAGAAGUCUGCAAGCAAGCUGUCUCUGUAUAAACUGAAGCUGAAGCAGGAAGGGGCUCGCAGACCCUCCUCAACAGGCCAGACAUCCAGUCAGGUAGGACAGGACAUCACUGCGGCUGUCAGUAAACCCUCCAAGAGGGGGGCUGUUGGAACCUCCUCUAGAUCUGAUGGAGAACAAGGAGAAGCAGAGGAAGGGGAUUUAAUGGGGAAAGAUCAGUAUUUGAAGAAGCUGCACAUGCAGGAGAGGGCUAUAGAAGAGGUGAAGCUUGCCAUCAAGCCUUUCUACCAGAACAGAGACAUCAACAAGGAUGAAUACAAAGAGAUUCUACGCAAAGCCGUCCAGAAGGUGUGCCACAGCAAGAGUGGGGAGAUCAACCCAGUGAAGGUGGGCAAUCUGGUCAAGGCAUAUGUGGACAAAUUCAAACACGCUAGGAAACACAAGAAAGACGAGGACUUAGGGCAGGAGGCUGAUGAUAUGAACAUCUCUGAUAGCCCGUGAGGAGGCAAACAUUGAAGGCGAGGACAGCCACUGCUAACACUAACCCAUACACCAUGUUUUACUCUGAGUCAUAUUACUGGCUGUGAUCUCCAACUCUACAAUCAAAAUGGUAAACUAGCAGCUUCAAGAUUUUAUACAAUGUCAAGGUUUCUGAGUUUUGAAGACUAACUUUUUGUUGAACUGCACCUACUGAGGACUUGUGCUUGGACUGCCACUGCCAAGAAGUGGACUCUUUGUGUUGAUCAUCUCAGAACCGGGAGGCCUGGAGGUUGUGCCUUAAAGAGGCAAAUCUCAACCCCCCCCAUGGAGCCAGAAAUCAGGUAGCUUCGGAUGCAGCUCGGGCUUUGAGUUUCACACGGCUGUUUUGUGGGUAUUUAUCAGUGACACAACUUUCUGUUGGUUAAGAAGUGGUAGAUUAAUAUGCAUUAUUUGCAUAUUUAAGACAUUUGUAACAUUAAGGAACAACACUGUUAUGCAAUUUUUGUAGAAAGUGUAUCCGUAAAGAUAUGAAACCAUUUUAGAUUUGGUUGUAAAUAAUAUAGAUUUGAUAUAUCCACUUAUGUUCCUUUCAUCUAUGUUGCGAAUGACUGAUAUAAAUGGUUCUAGUUUAUAGAGCUGACUGGUUUCUGUUUUGUAUUAUCCGUCUUCCACAUCCCAAACAAUGUUUAAAGAGCUAAAUCCAGUCCAGCGUCCAGUCCACUAAUUUUCUCAAUAAUAGAGAUUCAAUUUGUUUUUUCCAAUUCUGUUUUUAAACAGUUGUGAAUACUACUCCACUCUACCGUAAGUAUACAUUUUAGUUUGAAGUGGAAAGAGUUAAAAUACAGCCUUCAUGUUCAAAAAGCUCAAUGGGUUUCAGUCCCCAGAAACAUUCAUUUCUGUAUUGCCUUGCUGUCUUACCUGGUGCACUCAUGUCAACAUACCCUUUAACAUCAGUUUUUUGUUGUUGUAUGUAAUAUAUAUUAAGAAUUUUUUUUAUUUGCAUGUAAAUCCAUGGUUUUUGAGAUCAAUGUAUUUCCAUGAAUAAUAGGAACAAUAGAAUAUCGCAGCAAUUCCCAAGGUAUGUAUAUCAAAAAUGAACUGUAAUCUGUUCAGGGUUCUCUUUGAGGUGUCUGCUAUACUAACAGUAAUCACAGCUUCAUUAGGACUGCUUUGUCAAUGUGUCUUGAAACUGAACCUCACUCUUUGCUUUCUUUUAUCGAAAUGUUCAUGAGAAAGUCAUUCUGUGUCAAUAGCAGUUUAUUUGCUGGAAAGGCGGAUUAUGAGGGUGGUUGGACUUGCCUUGGACUUUGUCCCAUGAAAUCAGCUUUAUAAAGCCAAGAACUAGGAAUGAAAACAUCUACAAACACAGGUGCUCAUGUUUAUCUGAUUGUAUUUAACUUUUUUCCGCAUUUACUUUAGACAGGCCAGAUGUUUUUAAGAGGGAACACUUGAUAAUAAAUCACUGAUGAUGAAUAGG
Gymnodraco acuticeps is the source of this 7351-nucleotide messenger RNA. It is a transcript of the gene phrf1, whose product is annotated as PHD and ring finger domains 1. The record is from RefSeq and is a predicted model, not a curated record. The transcript has 20 exons. The coding region runs from base 751 to 5895 and encodes 1714 amino acids. NCBI's taxonomy places the organism in Eukaryota, Metazoa, Chordata, Actinopteri, Perciformes, Bathydraconidae.